Messenger RNA from Choloepus didactylus (southern two-toed sloth), 5314 nucleotides. It is a transcript of the gene ITGA6, whose product is annotated as integrin subunit alpha 6. Gene Ontology annotation, biological process: cell adhesion mediated by integrin; integrin-mediated signaling pathway; leukocyte migration. Gene Ontology annotation, cellular component: external side of plasma membrane; integrin complex. Gene Ontology annotation, molecular function: integrin binding. Lineage: Eukaryota; Metazoa; Chordata; Mammalia; Pilosa; Megalonychidae. The transcript has 25 exons. The record is from RefSeq and is a predicted model, not a curated record. The coding region runs from base 179 to 3451 and encodes 1090 amino acids.
CCGCGAGGGGGAGCGGCCGGACCCAGAACGCUACCAGUCCGGGGGUGGGGCCGGGCGCAGCGGCGAGAGAGGAGAAGGUGGCUGCGGCGGCAGCAGCUCAGUAGGCUCGGACCCAGCCCCGGCUCGGAGCACAGGGCGGCCGCCGCAGAUCCCUGCUCUCCUCCCCGUGAGCCCGCCCAUGGCGGCCGCUGGGCAGCUCUGGCUUCUCUACCUGUCGGCGGGGCUCCUACCCCGGCUCGGCGCUGCCUUCAACUUGGACACCCGCGAGGACUAUGUGAUCCGGAAAUCUGGGGACCCUGGGAGCCUCUUCGGCUUCUCGCUGGCCAUGCACUGGCAGUUGCAGCCUGAGGACAAGCGGCUGUUGCUAGUGGGGGCUCCCCAGGCAGAAGCCCUUCCGCUGCAGAGAGCCAACAGGACAGGAGGCUUGUACAGCUGCGACAUCACCUUGCGGGGGCCGUGCACACGCAUCGAAUUUGACAAUGAUGCUGACCCUUCGUCAGAAAGCAAGGAAGAUCAGUGGAUGGGAGUCACUGUCCAGAGCCAGGGUCCAGGGGGCAAAGUGGUGACAUGUGCUCAUCGAUAUGAAAAAAGGCAACAUGUUAACACAAAGCAGGAAUCCCGGGACAUCUUUGGGAGAUGCUACGUCUUGAGUCAGAAUCUCAAGAUUGAAGAUGACAUGGAUGGAGGGGACUGGAGUUUUUGUGAUGGCCGUUUGAGAGGCCAUGAAAAAUUUGGUUCUUGCCAGCAAGGUGUAGCAGCUACUUUUACUAAAGACUUUCAUUAUAUUGUGUUUGGAGCCCCUGGUACUUACAACUGGAAAGGGAUUGUUCGUGUAGAGCAAAAGAAUAACACUUUUUUUGACAUGAACAUCUUUGAAGAUGGGCCUUAUGAAGUCGGUGGAGAGACUGACCAUGACGAAAGUCUGGUUCCUGUUCCUGCUAACAGUUACUUAGGGUUUUCUUUGGAUUCAGGAAAAGGUAUUGUUUCUAAAGAUGACAUAACUUUUGUAUCUGGAGCUCCGAGAGCCAAUCACAGUGGAGCUGUGGUUUUGCUAAAAAGAGACAUGAAGUCUGCACAUCUUCUCCCUGAGCACAUAUUUGACGGGGAAGGUCUAGCCUCUUCAUUUGGCUAUGAUGUGGCAGUGGUGGACCUCAACAAAGAUGGGUGGCAAGAUAUAGUUAUUGGAGCCCCACAGUAUUUUGAUAGAGAUGGAGAAGUUGGAGGUGCUGUGUAUGUCUACAUUAACCAGCAAGGCAAAUGGAAAAAUGUCAAGCCAAUUCGUCUUAACGGAACCAAAGAUUCAAUGUUUGGUAUUGCAGUGAAAAAUAUUGGCGAUAUUAAUCAAGAUGGCUACCCAGAUAUUGCAGUCGGAGCUCCCUAUGAUGAUUUGGGAAAAGUUUUUAUCUAUCACGGAUCCGCUAAUGGAAUAAAUACUAAACCAACACAGGUUCUCGAGGGCACCUCACCUUAUUUUGGAUAUUCAAUUGCUGGAAAUAUGGACCUUGAUAGAAAUUCCUACCCUGAUGUUGCUGUUGGUUCCCUCUCGGAUUCGGUAACUAUUUUCAGAUCCCGGCCUGUGAUUAAUAUUCAGAAAACCAUCACAGUAACACCCAGCAGAAUUGAUCUCCGCCAGAAAACGUCCUGUGGGGCGCCUAGUGGGAUAUGCCUCAAGGUUAGGGCCUGUUUUGAAUAUCCUGCCAAACCCACUGGUUUUAAUCCUCCAAUAUCAAUUGUGGGUACACUCGAAGCUGAAAAAGAAAGAAGAAAAUCUGGGCUGUCAUCAAGAGUUCAGUUUCGAAACCAAGGUUCUGAGCCCAAGCUUACCCGAGAACUAACUCUGAAUAGGCAGAAGCCGAUAUGCAUGGAAGAAACUCUCUGGCUACAGGAAAAUAUCAGAGAUAAACUGCGUCCCAUUCCAAUUACUGCUUCAGUAGAGAUCCAAGAGUUGGGCUCUCGAAGGCGAGUGAAUUCACUUCCAGAAGUUCUUCCAAUUCUGAAUUCAAAUGAACCCAAGACAGUUCAUACUGACGUGCACUUCUUAAAAGAGGGAUGUGGAGACGACAAUGUAUGUAAUAGCAACCUUAAACUAGACUAUAAAUUUUGUACCCGAGAAGGAAAUCAAGACAAAUUUUCUUAUUUACCAAUUCGAAAAGGGGUACCAGAACUAGUUUUAAAAGAUCAAAAGGAUAUUGCUUUAGAGAUAACAGUGACAAACAGCCCUUCUAAUCCAAAGAAUCCCAAAAAAGAUGGUGACGAUGCUCAUGAAGCUAAACUCAUUGCAACAUUUCCAGCCACUUUGACUUAUUCUGCAUAUAGAGAACUGAGGGCUUUCCCUGAGAAACAGCUGAGCUGUGUUGCCAACCAGAAUGGCUCACAAGCAGACUGUGAGCUUGGAAAUCCUUUUAAAAGAAAUUCCAGUGUUACUUUUUAUUUGAUUUUAAGUACAACGGAGGUUACGUUUGACACCACAGAUCUGGAUAUUAAUCUGAAGUUGGAAACAACAAGCAAUCAAGAUAAUUUGGCUUCAAUUACAGCUAAAGCAAAAGUGGUUAUUGAACUGCUUUUAUCAGUCUCUGGAGUUGCUAAACCUUCCCAGGUGUAUUUUGGAGGUACAGUUGUUGGCGAGCAAGCUAUGAAAUCUGAAGAUGAAGUGGGAAGUUUAAUAGAGUAUGAGUUUAGGGUAAUUAACUUAGGCAAGCCUCUUAAAAACCUUGGCACAGCAACCUUGAAUAUUCAGUGGCCAAAAGAAAUUAGCAAUGGCAAGUGGUUGCUUUAUUUGAUGAAGGUGGAAUCCAAAGGAUUGGAAAAGAUAGACUGUGAGCCACAAAGUGAAAUAAACCUCUUGAAAUUAAAGGAGUCUCACAAAUCAAGAAAGAAACGGGAAAUUGCCGAGAAACAAAGAGACGACAGCAGAAAAUUUUCUCUGUUUGCUGAAAGGAAAUAUCAGACACUUAACUGUAGCAUGAAUGUGAACUGUGUGAACAUAAGGUGCCCGCUGCGAGGGCUGGACAGCAAGGCUUCUGUCAUUUUGCGCUCGAGGUUGUGGAAUGGCACAUUUCUAGAGGAAUAUUCCAAACUGAACUACUUGGACAUUCUCGUGCGGGCUUCCAUCGACGUGACUGCUGCCACGGAGAAUAUCAAGCUGCCAAACGCAGGCACUCAGGUCCGAGUAACUGUGUUUCCCUCAAAGACUGUAGCUCAGUACUCAGGAGUGCCGUGGUGGAUCAUCCUAGUGGCUAUUCUAGCUGGGAUUCUGAUGCUUGCUCUGUUAGUGUUUUUACUAUGGAAGUGUGGAUUCUUCAAACGCUCUAGGUACGAUGAUAAGGUUCCCUCCUACCAUGCUGUGAGGAUCCGAAAAGAAGAGCGAGAGAUCAAAGAUGAAAAGUAUAAUGAUAACCUUGAAAAAAAGCAGUGGAUCACAAGGUGGAAUGAAAAUGAAAGCUACUCCUAGGGGAGCCAAAAAAGCUCCACAGUACCAAAACUGUUUAUUUUUACCCCCCAACCCAGAAAUUCAAAUGGAUUUUUAAAGUCCUUUCAAUACCUGAAUACUGAUUUCAGACUGACUACAUGCAGUACGAACCAACAGUUUUAACUGUGGAUAUUGUUACGUGGCCGAAGGCUCUUGUUUUGCACAGCCAAAUUUAAGUCUGUCGGAAUGGAUUUUUCUUUAACUGCCUUAAUUUAACUUUUCUGAGUUGCCUUUGUUUUCCAUGUGUCUGACGUGCACGUGCUGGGGAAGGGUCUGCCGGGUUUACUCCCGCGACAUCGUCUGGAUGGUGGAGCUGGAGGAAGGCACCCACAGGCACCUGCACUAAGAGAAUGCCUCCCCUUUGGUCAGCAUUGCCUCUGCAAACAUUCUUUCCUUAGGAUUGGACACCUGCAAGUGAACUGGCCCGCAUUACAAGACUCUGUUGUCUGGGUAGCUGUGUUUCCAUUUAAAGCGCCAUUUUAAAUUAAAUGUGCAAUAGAAGGUAAUAUUGCCAUCCUGCCAUCGUUUUCCGUCUCCUAGAUGUGUGAAUACUUGAUCACACCAGAUGCUUACAGGCUGCACUCUUUCUCUUCACUAAAAUACACAGGCGCAACAGUCUUGAUGCUAGUUCUACUUGUUUGUACAUAUUUAGUCCUGGUAUUUAUUAUUAUUAUUUUACAAACCAUUUUGUUAUUGACAGGCCAAAGAUUCUUCAGUUUUCCCAUCAGGUUGGUUUAAGCAAUAAGAAUUAGAACAUGGGAGGUCAUUGGUUUGACCUAAAUUAUUUACAGCAAAAGGAAAAUACUAGUUCUUUGUAAAUGUACAAGAGAGUUGUUUUAAUAACUUAAACUCAUCUGUAAAUUAUAUCUUCUCUCUCUAUGACAGUCCCCUACCUUUUUCCUCCAAACCCGAAAGCUUUGUUUAAGAAAUAGGAUUAACUGUAAGAUGUUUAAUUCUUAUCAGACAUUGGAUACUUUUGAGUUGAGAGCCCUGCGUGAUAUUUCUGAAUUUCAUGCUAUAACUUUCAGGAACUCUUGGGAGAUAAUGGGUUUGUUCACUGAACUUCAGUGCAGUUCACUCACUGCUGCAAAUACUGUAUAUUCAGGACUUGAAAGAAACGGUGAGUGCCUAUGGUGGAUCCAAACUGAUCCAGUAUGAGACUACUGAAUACCUGAUACCAAACCAGUGAUUCUAAUUCUAGUCACAGCAUUACUGAUUUUACGUUUUUAAAUGUUAUUAGAGCCAUUCAAUUAGUGAGUCAUGUUUUGUUUCUUCCCCUGUCCUAUAUUUCCAAAAUGACAUGGGACUACUUAACAAGAACUUUAAAUUGUUUAAUUGUAAAAAUGGAAAGAAAAAAAAAAGACAGUUGUUAUUCUAUAAAUUCAAUAGAGUUUGAAUAAAUAUGAAAGCUGAAUUUUUUUUUUAAUUACUGUGCUUCAAAAUGUUAAGUUAUAUGGGGAGUAACAGCAAACAGGUGCUAAUAUGCUUGGAUACAGUGUGAGCAAUGAUGUCUCAAUCUUUUAAAAGAACAAAAGCCAAGCUUAUAUGCCAUUGGUUUGGAGUUUUAAUUAUUUUUUCUUUUCAGAAAUCUUAUACUCUUAAGAUACUAAGGACACUAUUCUGAUUGUACUUUGGAAUUUUCAUUCACAGAAAUAGUUAUACAAAUGAUAUUUUAUUUACAAAAAUUUCUGUAAAACAGGGUCAUAACCGUGUUUAAAAAUCUCAGUUUCUUGUUUAGGUAAUUCCAAGCCUAAUGCACUGGCUUUAUAGGUUGCUAAGAAGCUGAUAUUUUGACAGUGUUGUAGACUUAUUAUAAAAAUGAAUGCCCCGAAAAGGGGGGGUACG